GAAAAACCUGGAAUGAAAUAAAUUGUUGAACCUUUUUCUAGUGUUGCAACAUUAGAGACUUACGAACGAAAGUGCUUGUGAUGAGCAAAGACGAUUAAAAAGUGUCGAUAAGCCAAUAUUCUGCAGAAAUUAGCCACAAUCUUCAGGACCGAUGGCUGCGAUACGCAAAAAAUUAGUGAUCGUCGGUGACGGUGCGUGUGGUAAAACAUGCCUGCUCAUCGUAUUCAGCAAAGAUCAGUUUCCGGAAGUGUACGUGCCGACUGUGUUCGAAAACUACGUCGCCGACAUCGAGGUGGACGGCAAGCAGGUUGAGCUCGCGCUGUGGGAUACGGCCGGCCAGGAAGACUACGACAGGUUGAGGCCGCUGUCGUACCCCGACACUGACGUGAUCCUCAUGUGCUUCUCGGUGGACUCGCCCGACUCGCUCGAGAACAUCCCGGAGAAGUGGACUCCCGAGGUAAAGCACUUCUGCCCUAACGUGCCUAUCAUUCUAGUGGGCAACAAGAAGGAUCUGCGCAAUGACCCGGCCACGAUUAAUGAACUUCGCAAGAUGAAGCAGGAGCCGGUGAAGCCUCAGGAGGGCCGAGCCAUGGCAGAAAAGAUUAAUGCGUUCGCGUAUCUGGAGUGCUCUGCCAAGAGCAAGGAGGGAGUGCGCGAGGUGUUCGAGACGGCGACCCGUGCUGCAUUACAGGUCAAAAAGAAGAAGAAGACUAGGUGUUCCCUGCUGUAAUUGUGCUGUUGUCGGGAGAACUCUGAUUUAUGAAUUGUUCGCAUACUGCCUGAUAACUUAGUUUGAAACGACUCGGACUGUGCAGCAGUCGCGAGGUCGGCCACACAGUGCUUCCUUCCGAUACUGACUGCUGACGCGAAGUCGCGGCCCGCGUCGCACGCACACUCACUCAGUAUUUGUGUGGCUACUCUUUCACAAUUGGUACUUUGUAUAUUUUAUAGAUUAUCUAUAAAGAGUAAGCGUAAAUGCCUUAACAAAAGUAGUCGGGGGCAUGUGGACCUCCCGUCUCCGGCAGGGCCACUGGAAUUUUUCAUGCUAUAAUAUCACGUUAUAUAAUCGAGUAGCAUUUCUUCUACAUAUAGAUUAUUCCUCGACCGGUGGCAUCUCACCGAGACUUGUUUAGUUUGGUAUUUUGUAUUUUAAUUUUUCAAUAAAAUAGUGGUGUAUAAAUUGUGUAGGAUGUUUAUUUGACACGGAGCGUGAGCCCCACUCUCAUCUAAGUGCCUGUCAGCUAGACACGUCUCUGAGACGUCCAAUCUGAUUCUGUAGGGCAGUUGUAUUGUAAUCUAUUGUUUGUGUGAAAUCAUAACUUCCUAAUAUAAUUUAUUAGUAAUAAAGGAACCCCAUGUCAACAAUUCUUAACUAGACUCUUUUUGACUUUUUAUAAAAUUUUAAUGCAGCAUUUAUAAAGCAAAGGUGUUUAGAAUGGGGGAUAUUUAAGUUAAUAUGAUCAUUUAUGUUAUGUUUCAUUAGUCUUGUAAGUACAAAAUUAUCGUCAAAUAUAAUUAACAACAAAAUAAUUAUUAGAUUUCCUUUAAUAUAAUUUAAGAUAUAUUAUUUUGGAUUUAUUCCAAUUACAAAUUUAUUAACCAAUAA
This is a messenger RNA of Helicoverpa zea (corn earworm), 1606 nucleotides long. RefSeq names its product ras-like GTP-binding protein Rho1 (gene Rho1). Gene Ontology annotation, biological process: small GTPase-mediated signal transduction; cell migration. The transcript has 2 exons. Lineage: Eukaryota; Metazoa; Arthropoda; Insecta; Lepidoptera; Noctuidae. The record is from RefSeq and is a predicted model, not a curated record. Gene Ontology annotation, molecular function: GTPase activity; GTP binding. The coding region runs from base 152 to 730 and encodes 192 amino acids.